GGGAAUACACUUUAUUGUUAAAUCUUUUGAGUCCUUUUUUUCUCUCUCUCCUUGUGGUUAGAAUAAAAAAUGUGGUUAUCCACUUCCCCAACUGCACUGACAGUUGCUGUUUCAGUUCCUUCCUCUCUAACUCCACAGGAUUUCAGCUGGAGAAAGUUUAAACUGAAGAGAAAUGGGAAGAUUUCAAGAAAUUUUGAAUUUGCUAUCAGUUGUUCUGGUGAUAAAGCUGUUUCAAUUGGGUUUGAUGUGUCAUUCCCUAAGGACUACACUGAAUUACUUCAACAAGCUAAAGAAGCAACUGAGUUGGCAUUGAAGGACAACAGACAACUGAUGGAAAUUGAAUUUCCAACUGCUGGAUUGAGUUCUGUACCAGGUGAUGGUGAGGGUGGAAUAGAAAUGACUGGAAGUAUACAACUAAUACGUGAGUUCUGUGAUCUCUUGGUUAUACCGGAGAAAGCCACAAAGACCAGAAUUUUUUUCCCGGAGGCUAAUGAAGUGAAAUUUGCAAGACAAUCAAUUUUUGGAGGAGCAUCUUUUAAGUUGGACUAUUUGACAAAGCCUUCUUUUUUCGAGGAUUUCGGUUUCACCGAAAAGGUCAAGAUGGUUGACCGUGUCAAGCCAGAAGAUGAACUCUUUAUCGUGGCCUAUCCAUACUUUAAUGUCAAUGAGAUGCUUGUCGUGGAAGAGCUAUACAAAGCAGCAGUGUCAAACACUUCUAGGAAACUGAUUAUAUUCAACGGAGAGCUUGAUCGAAUAAGAUCUGGUUAUUAUCCACCAUUCUUCUAUCCGAAGCUGGCUGCACUAUCCAAGACUCUUUUUCCUAAGAUGGAGACAGUAUAUUAUAUUCACAAUUUUAAAGGACGAAAUGGAGGAGUCCUGUUUAGGUGUUACCCUGGUCCUUGGAAAGUUUUCCGAAGAGUAGGAAGUACCUACAUCUGCUUGCAUCAGCAGGAAUCAAUGCCAUCCUUGAAAGAAGUUGCUUUGGACAUCCUUCCAUCAGCUUGAUUGUUUUGUUUAUAAAUUACACGGCGAAAUUGUUCAGUUUGCCUUCUUACCCCUGUAAUUUGAAGGAAGAGAAACUUUUCAUAUCUGUGUUCUUUUGUGACCUAUGUUAUUGCAGAAUUCUUAAUUCAUGCAUUAUC
Solanum stenotomum is the source of this 1142-nucleotide messenger RNA. RefSeq lists its product as uncharacterized. The coding region runs from base 70 to 1005 and encodes 311 amino acids. The transcript is spliced from 9 exons. Lineage: Eukaryota; Viridiplantae; Streptophyta; Magnoliopsida; Solanales; Solanaceae. The record is from RefSeq and is a predicted model, not a curated record.